GAGCGGCGGGGCCCGGCUGGCUGCAGCGGCGGGCGCGGAGCCCAGAGCGGGCGCGGCGGAGCAUCUUCGGGCACCGCGGCCCCGGUGCGGGCCGCCUCCCCCGCAGCUCCCGGCCUCAUAUGGGCGGUGCCGGCGCCCCGGCCCCCGCACGCCCGUCCCGCUCGGCGUUAGCAUGGGCACGGUGCUCUCCCUCUCCCCCGCCGCCUCCUCGGGCAAGGGCGGCGGCGGCGGGGGGCUGCUGGCCGAGAAGGCGCCGGGAAGGGUGCCGGGCAAGGGCGAGAGCCGGCUGAAGCGCCCCGGCGUGCUCAUCUCGGCACUAACCUGGAAGCGGCUGGUGGCCGCCUCGGCCAAGAAGAAGAAAAGCACUAAGAAGGUGACGCCGAAGCCCGGCGGCGGGGCCCCGGGGGGGGCCCCGGGCCAGCCCGACCCGCUGGUGGUGCAGCGCAACCGCGAGAACUUGCGCAAGUCGGUGGUGGGGCCGGCCGACGGUGCCAAGCAGGGCCCGCUGGCCGUGCCGGUGCCCACAGUGCCCUCGGCGCCGCAGGAGCUGCACCCGGGCUCCGGCGGGAGAAAGCCGCCGCCGCCACCGCCGCCGGCCGGCAGCCGCCCCCCGGGAUCUCCGCGCCGCGUGGUGGUGCAGGCGUCCACCGGCGAGCUGCUGCGCUGCUUGGGGGACUUCGUGUGCCGCCGCUGCUACCGCCUGAAGGAGCUGAGCCCCGGCGAACUCAUCUCAUGGUUUCGCAGCGUGGACCGCUCGCUGCUGCUGCAGGGCUGGCAGGACCAGGGCUUCAUCACCCCGGCCAACCUGGUGUUCGUCUACCUGCUGUGCCGGGAAGCGCUGCGGGGCGAAGACAUCGGGAGCCAGGCGGAGCUGCAGGCCUCCUUCCUCACCUGCCUCUAUCUCGCCUACUCCUACAUGGGCAACGAGAUCUCCUACCCGCUCAAGCCCUUCCUGGUUGAGGGAGACAAGGGGCGCUUCUGGGAGCGCUGCCUGGGCAUCAUCCAGCGCCUCAGCGCCAAGAUGCUGCGAAUCAACGCGGACCCGCACUACUUCACGCAACUCUUCCAGGACCUCAAGAGCGAGGGCGAGGGCGGAGACGGGUCCAAGCACUGGACGAUCAGCCUGGACCGUUAGGGAGGUACCAGGCCCCCGGCGCCGGGGGCGGAAGGGGCCGCGCACCGAGGGGCGGGGGAGGCGAAGGACUGUCGGAUUCCCCCCCCUGCCCCCGCAUCCUUCUCGCCUUCCCCCUUCCCCGGCCGCCAGUUCCACGGAGACGCUGCUUGGACCCUCCCUGCUCCGGAUCCGGCUGCCCUCCUCCCCCGCCUCCGACCUCAGCUGGGGGCUGCGCUCCGGAACACCGAGGCGGCGGCGAAGACCGGGGAGGGGGAGUGCUGCCGCUCCCACCCUCGCGAAGGGGGGAGGGGGAGGCUGCGGAGGAGCGGAGGCUCCUGGAUGCGCUUUCUUUAGAAAAAAGGGGUGAAAAAAUGGGUGUGGGGGCCGGGGGCAGGAGGGCUGUGGGGGGAUUUUGGGGUGUGGCGGGCGCCCCAGGUAGAGGGUGCAUGUGAAGGAGCCCCUCGGUGCGGGCCCCGCGCCUCCGCAGCGCUCCCGGCGCUGUCCGUGGUGCUGGAGCUGCCGCGCCUGAGCAGACAAAGGCGGGGAUUGCGGGCAAGGCUGGGGGGGAUUCUGUGGGCGAUGCCUUCCUCCCCCCCGCCCACGUGUGGUAUAUGGACCCCCUCCCCCAGCGUGGGCGACUCUGCCCCUCACCCCGCGGGAACCGCCCGCAUACCCCUUUGUUCGAGCCGCUGGGGGGGGCGCCCACGCCCCUCCCCUCGGGUAAAUCCCCCCCCGUGUGCCCCCCGAAACAGGGAGUGAUGCCUCCCCCUCCUUGGCUUGCUGCAGGAAGAGGGGUCCGUGCCAGAGGUGGCCUAGGGUGUCCAAGCGGAGGGGGUCUGCUAUGGGAGGUGGGGGGGGGGGGUCUCCUCUCCUCUUGCUUUGCUUCACUGGAGAAUAAAGAGGUGGCCUGGA
This is a messenger RNA of Taeniopygia guttata (zebra finch), 2026 nucleotides long. RefSeq names its product cyclin dependent kinase 5 regulatory subunit 2 (gene CDK5R2). Gene Ontology annotation, molecular function: protein kinase binding; cyclin-dependent protein serine/threonine kinase activator activity. Gene Ontology annotation, cellular component: growth cone; protein kinase 5 complex; cytoplasm. The record is from RefSeq and is a predicted model, not a curated record. Gene Ontology annotation, biological process: axon guidance; brain development. Lineage: Eukaryota; Metazoa; Chordata; Aves; Passeriformes; Estrildidae.